AUGCCUACAGACAAGAAGGACUUGGAUGAAACACCUGUAUACCUGUCAGCAAGUCAGGUUCUCCAUAAAAUGGAGGAAUUCUGUCACUCCAGGUCUAGGUCUUGUGAGAAGGACUCAGAUCCUAAUGCAGAAAGAGAUGCUGUUCCCUUGCCUUAUCCAGCUGAAAAUUUUCAUGACAGUAAUCAUUGGCAUACAGAGAAGGUGACCAACAUGCCAGCUCAGUCUAUGGUAGAAGCAGAACAUGGCCAUAAAACAUCAGGAGAGUCUCUAAGAAAGAACUCUGGCAGGAAGAAAUCUUCACCUAUAUCAACACCUGGAGGAUCCUCUCAGGGCACUGGCCAUAUAGGGUAUGUUGCAAUGCCCCUUAUGCAGUCUGGAGUGCUUCCUGUUCUUCCAAGUGGAGGAAAUGCUCUAUUUGUUUUUUCUGGAAGCACAAAACCAGUCAUUUCUGGGGUCCCAGUAUCACUUGCUUCAGGCUUGAAUAUCAUUGGCCUACAUGAAAAUCUUUUAAAAGACGGGGAAGAGAUGAGAGAACCAAAAGUGAAACAAGCGAAGAGAAAGAAGCAGGCAUCUAAAGGUGUAUUAGGACAUAAGAAAACUUCUAAUGCUGCUCCCCAAAGUCUUGUGGUUCACCAUGAUUCUGUGCAUAAGACUCCUAGUAUCUGCUCUAUGAUUGCUGAGACCCAAAGAAAUCCCUGUGAUCAACAAAGUACAACCUCUUGCAGUACAUCUUCUCCAGUUCCAACUAUGCUUUCGCCUUGCAAAGUGACAUCUAUCGAGGUCAGCUGUGAUAAAAAUGGUGAAUGUUAUGAGCGAUUGUGGCCAGCACCCAAAGACAAGCUGCCACUAAAGCAGCUGGAUGGAAGUUCCCCUGGGAAUGGUGUGUUGCAAACUGACAAUAAUAUUCACAUGAUGACAACAGCAUCACCAUCACAGGAAUCAUGCUUGAAUGUGCAGAGGAAAUUUAGGAAGUGUCUAGAGCAUCGAAGAACAAAAAAAAGUGCAAAGAUGGUGAAAGUUCAUCAUACAUACUUGAAUGUGUCUCAAAAAAAGCUUCCCAGGGAAGAUCCAAUAGAAGUAGAGUCAUAUUGCCAUGAAGUUAGACAGUUACAUGAUCUUCACAUGGCUUUGAGGCUCAGUUACUGUGACCUUUAUCCUCUUGGCCUUUUGUCUUCUGAUGAUGAUGAAGACAGCAACUGUGAUAUAGUUGUUGGCCAUCAGCAACACUGGUUCUCUGUUGAUCGGAAAGGGAGUUCUGGAGCAGCUUUUAGUACAUGUCAAGUCUCCUGUGACCUCCCAUAUUUGCCACUGGAGCAUGUGGCACUUCCCAGUGAGCACCUCCAACAGUUGGAUCGAGGUGAGGAGAUGCGUCUGGUUUUGCGGGAUUUGAAGGCCCAAGUGGUUCAGAGAACUCGUGGCUUGAAGCUGGCAUCUAAGUGUGUUUCAAGAAGGUAUGUACGACAGCUGAUGGCUGCAGCUAGAGCGUCUCCCUGGCAAACAGCCGAGUUUGUUCGAAAGCUGGCACAGAAGGGAAAGCUAGCCUCAAGAAAUCCCCAAAAACGUGCCCGUGGCACUCCACUUCUGAAGCGUCACAAACGAAGAAAGAAGAAGCCAAAAAUACUUCAAGAAGAUGAAAAGGGUCAGAGAAAUCCAGGUUACAUUCGACCAAUGAGUCCUCCUAUGAUGCCUUCUCCAGAAUCAGAAUCUUGUCAGAUAUAUGAUUCUACACCUGACAUUGAAGAAAUGGCUGUCCUUGAUUUCCCACACCUGUGUGAAUCUGUCUCAGCUCAACUUCUUGAAGAGCCCUAUUUGAGAGAGGUCCUCAACAAGCUCCCUGAGGAUGCUUUCACUGACAUAUUUUCUUCAGUACUCCCUGCCACUACCUCAUCUCACUCAUCCCAUGUGCAUGAUCGAUGCAAGAAGAUGUUGAAUCUCAAUUUAAGUCACAAAGUACAAAAGAGGAAGGUGGCCCGAAGAGGACGGAAGCCCAAGCGGGAAGUGAUCCUUCCCCCUCCUCGUCCACCACCUGUCGUCAUGCAUCUUCCUUUGGACGUGGAAGGAAGAAUGGUUCAAUAUCUACAGGUUUUGACUCCACAGGGAACAACAAGUACUCCCAGUGCCAUGGUGCUUUCCUCGCCUGUUCCGUAUUGUCAGAUGAAGAAUGGCCUCAUUGCAUCUUCAUCUCAGCCUAUGCUUUCCUGUGCACCAAGUGAGUCUUCCCCAAAUGCCAUGAUGGUCCAAACACAAAUGCAGGCUCUGCCCUAG
Molecule: messenger RNA, 2265 nt
Organism: Darwinula stevensoni
Lineage: Eukaryota; Metazoa; Arthropoda; Ostracoda; Podocopida; Darwinulidae
Source: the annotation of a GenBank genome assembly